UUUCUGGGGAAAUAGCCCUCCUUAAUUUAGCUGUGUAAACAUUUGCAAAUGUACGUAGCUAUAUAUGGAAUUCUUUGUGCUUGCUGUCUGCUGAAGCACUUGCUACAUUUGAGUCUCUCAUGAAUAGUUUUACAUCAUUAACCUAAAAGGUCCCCUGCUAAAGUAUUUGCAACACCAACUCUCUUAUGUAUAGUUUUACAUCAUUAACCUAAAAAGUCCCCUGUUAAAGUACUUGCAGCAUUGACUCUCUUAUGUAUUGUCUUACAUCAUUAACCUAAGAGGUCCCAUAUGUUCUUCCUUAAUUUAAUGCAAAGAAAAUAUGUGAAGCAGAGCACCCAAGGGUGUAGCUUAGUGAUCAAUGAAGUGGAUUCAGAACCAUGAGAAGGCAAAAAUACUAGGUGAUUUCUUCCCAUUUGUCCAAGCCUUGGUAGACAGAGUUACCGAAUACUUGCACUAGUGGGAGGUAGCAGGUACCUCGUGAAAUUAGUUGAGAUGCGCGCAAGCUGGCUUAGACACAUUAUUAUAAAAAAUAAAAUAAAAAACUAUGUGAACUUUCUUAAGUUGCUUCUACAUUCAUGCUUGCAACAUACUGCAUGUUAUCCUUGAAAGGACAAGGUAGCUGAAAGUGAUGCUUCAGUAACAUGGUUAAUGUUAUUUCACAUGCAUUUCAUAUCAUCUAUGCUUUUCACAAACCAAAUCCUCUGUUCUCCCUUCACUUUGUAUAAGUUUGCUCUUAACACAUUCCUUCUUGUACUGGAAGAUCGUGCCUACCUUGUGAGUUGUUUUGAAGAAUUACGUGUUUAAGGAUGUUUGCAGGUACAACGAGCCCAAAGCGAAUCGCGAAGAUGCUGAAAAAGAUCAUUCAAUUCUCAAGAAGAUCCAGUUUCAGGCGUGCUAUCGAUGAUUGGGACGACGAUGUGGCCUCAUUGCCAAAAGAUGUGAAGGAAGGGCAUUUUGUGGUGCAUGCAAUUGAUGAUGGUAAACCGAGGAGGUUUGUCGUAGAUUUGAGCUAUUUGGCGGAUCCAGGAUUUGUGAGGUUGUUGGAGCAAGCUGAGGAAGAAUUUGGUUUCGAACAAGAAGGGGUUCUUGCUGUCCCUUGUAGGCAUAAUGACUUGGAGAAAAUUCUUGAAAGCAGGAAGAAGAACAAGAGAUGAUCUUAAGAGAUGAUCUUUCUUUCCUCUUAUUAAUUUUACAUCCCUUUAAAGGUUUGUUGAUUUGUAGGAUAUAUGUUAUACUUUUUAUAAUGGUUGUCACCUUUUUUUCUCCCUCCAUUUUUCAUUUUGUUGAUUGAAAGAGAAUAACUGCUAUAUAUUGAGUAAAUAGAGGGGUUGUUAUAGUAAUUCGGCCCUUUGCUAGCCCCUUCUGAUAGCACCUCAAAACCAUCCCAUUCAUCCAAAAAAAAAAAAAAAAAAAAAAAAAAGAGAGAAGGAAAAGACCUUUAUGUUUGUCUGAUGAUCUUUAUUCUAGGGGAAUGACCAUAACUGGCUUUCUUUCUUUUGUGAAAUUGAGCUUGAAAUCUCUAUGUUUUUUUUAUUCUACCGAAUAUUUGUUAUUUCUCAUGAGCACGGAAUAAUGUAGGAGAUAUGUGAUUCUGAAUGUCGUGGAGUGAGUGUUCAAGAGUAUGGUUGAAAUUGUGGGAUUUUAAGAAAUAGUAGUUGUUUCAUUUUUAUAGCGUUUUUACGGGUUAUUCAGUUGUAACUUGCGCAAGAAUUUGACGUUGUGUUACCAAUAUUGACGUUACAAAUCAUUGAAUCAGCUAAACUUGAAAUUCAAGUAUGAAUUGCCACAUAACAUAAUCAAAAGAGAAGGCUAUUCUGAGAUUUGACAAUCAA
Molecule: messenger RNA, 1832 nt
Organism: Lycium ferocissimum
Lineage: Eukaryota; Viridiplantae; Streptophyta; Magnoliopsida; Solanales; Solanaceae
Product: auxin-induced protein 10A5-like
Exons: 1
Coding region: 807-1154 (115 amino acids)
Biological process (GO): response to auxin
Source: RefSeq, a predicted model, not a curated record